This is a messenger RNA of Argentina anserina (silverweed cinquefoil), 651 nucleotides long. Its product is annotated as ras-related protein RABA1c-like. NCBI's taxonomy places the organism in Eukaryota, Viridiplantae, Streptophyta, Magnoliopsida, Rosales, Rosaceae. Gene Ontology annotation, cellular component: endosome. The transcript has a single exon. The record is from RefSeq and is a predicted model, not a curated record. Gene Ontology annotation, biological process: vesicle-mediated transport. Gene Ontology annotation, molecular function: GTP binding; GTPase activity. The coding region runs from base 1 to 651 and encodes 216 amino acids.
AUGGUUGUGUUUCUCAUAUUUUCGCUCUCCAACAACGUUACCAGUCUCCCUCAAACUUACAAAGACGACUACGACUACCUCUUCAAGGUGGUCCUUAUCGGCGCUGACAAGUCCAAUCUCCUCUCCAGGUUCACUAAGAAUGAGUUAAACCUCGAGUCUGAGUCCACCAUUGGCGUCGAGUUCGCCGCUUGGACCUUGAACGUCGACCCCAAAGUCAUCAAGGCUCAGAUUUGGGAUACUGCUGGCCAGGAAAGGUACCGUGCUAUCACAAGUGCUUACUAUAGAGGGGCUGUCGGUGCACUCAUCGUGUAUGAUGUCACUCGCCAUGCAACAUUCGAGAAUGUUGAUAGAUGGCUGAAAGAAUUGAGGAACCACACUGAUUCCAACAUUGUUGUGAUGCUGGUUGGAAAUAAGCCAGGUAUGUGCCAUCUUGUAGUUGUUCCAACCGAAGAUGGAAAGACCUAUGCUGAGAAGGAGUCACUGUACUUCAUGGAAACCUAUGCACUGGAAGCAGUCAAUGUAGAAAAUGCAUUUGCUGAAGUUCUAACACAAAUCUACUAUAUUGUGAGCAAGAAGGCAGUGGGUACCAAAAGUAGCACAAAAUCUGGAUUGGGGGGUGUUCUUGUUUUUGGUGUUCUUGAGGGGAAGUGA